GCAUUAAAAUUAAUAAACAAGAGACUAUGAAGAUUUAUUGGUACAAUUACUUUUAUUAUAAAAUUAGUUGUAUACCAUGAUAUAGAAAUAAAAAAUAUACAAAACAGUGUGAUGAUCAAGUAUGACAGGUUCUUCUGAAAUGGAUACAAAUAAACAAACAGAAGAAUCUAAUAAUAUUCCAAAUAAUGUUGGAAAAUCUGAAAGUUCAGAUUCAAUAGAGGUGGAUAAUUCACGUACAGUUUUAUUAAAAAUAGCAACAUUAUAUGCAGAACGUCUUAUGAAUGAUAUUUGUCUAGUUGUUGAUGGUAUAGAAUAUCCAGCACAUCGUCUUAUACUUUGUGCUUCUAGUGAUGUUUUUCAAGUAAUGUUAAUGAGUCCUCAAUGGAGUGAAUCUCAAGAAAGUAGAGUAACCCUCCAAGAAACGCCACAAUGUGUACCUAUAUUUAGUGAGUUUCUGCGGUACUUUUAUACUGGUCAAAUAAGAAUUAAUUAUGGUGUCGUUCUACCAAUAUUAUCAUUAGCUGAUAAGUAUAAUGUUAAGGAUUUAAUAUCACUGUGCCUUGAUUAUAUGCAAAAUCAUAUUGCAUUAGCUGCCAUACAUGGCACUUUAGUAUCAUGGUUACAAUAUACUUCAAAUUGUGGUCAUCACAAUAUUACUCAAGCAUGCCAAAAUUUUAUUAAAUGGAAUUUGGAAUUGGUGGCUAAGACUGCAGACUUUGGAAACUUUGAUUUGGAUAUUUUAGUAUCAUUGUUACAUCAAAGUAGUUUAGUAAUAAAGGAUGAAAUGACAUUAUAUAAAUGUUUAGAAUCAUGGUUAGAUCAUCAGGCAAAUCGAUUAAAAACACAAUUAUCACACGAUGAAUUAGAAGCAACAUUGGAACAAUUGGUAAUAGCUGUGAUGUCUCCAGUUAGAUUUCCAAUGAUGUCUCCUCGGCAAUUAGCAGAAUUGCUAUUAUUUCCUUUAACAAAAAAAUAUAAGGAAUUCUUUGUAGAACGUAUGUCUAUAGGGAUGUCAUUUCAUUCUGGUCAAUUAGACAGAGUUAAAGAAGUGAGUUCAAGUGAAGAAGAUGGCGCAUUACUUUUUGAACCUAGAUUAUAUACUGUAGACACUUGUAGUUCAUUACUUACAAUAGAGAAUUUUCACGGUUUACCUUCUUAUCAUACAAGAACACUUGUAUUUUCGAGUCAUUCGUGUUUGGCAGAAUAUGCUGGUGACCGUGCGUGUGAAUGGGUCGUAGACAUAUAUCCGAAAGGGGUUUGGUUUAAAAAAUUUUUUUUGAUAGUAUGGCAAGGAACAGUAGAGAUGCCAGAACAUGUAAAACGUUCGGUUAGAUUAUCACUUACGUGUAAGGAACCACCCGUAAAUAGUAAUGCCGAUAUGCGGGUAAAAAUAGGUGUUUUAAUAUAUGGUUUACAGGAUGGUGUUGAGCAUAUUGCUAGAGUAACAGAAAUUAUUCACAGAUUUAGUAAAAAAGAACGAGUUCUUAAUUUGGACGAUCUUUUGCCGUUCGAGGAACUUAAUCCGCAACAAGGUUCUGUAACAGAAAAUACUUCUCCUUUUCUUGUAGGUCCAAAUAAAGAUAUGCUCAAACUUCACAUUGUUAUAUCACCAGCUAACUAAGAUAAAUCUCUUAAACUGUACCAAAUAAAAUUUUAUUAUGAAAUUCAA
Messenger RNA from Apis dorsata (giant honeybee), 1669 nucleotides. It is a transcript of the gene Tango10, whose product is annotated as BTB/POZ domain-containing protein 17. NCBI's taxonomy places the organism in Eukaryota, Metazoa, Arthropoda, Insecta, Hymenoptera, Apidae. Bases 122 to 1621 code for a protein of 499 amino acids. The record is from RefSeq and is a predicted model, not a curated record. The transcript is spliced from 3 exons. Gene Ontology annotation, molecular function: protein binding.